This is a messenger RNA of Aegilops tauschii subsp. strangulata, 1909 nucleotides long. RefSeq names its product zinc finger BED domain-containing protein RICESLEEPER 2-like. Gene Ontology annotation, molecular function: protein dimerization activity; DNA binding. The record is from RefSeq and is a predicted model, not a curated record. NCBI's taxonomy places the organism in Eukaryota, Viridiplantae, Streptophyta, Magnoliopsida, Poales, Poaceae.
UUAUGGUGAAGGACCACAAAGGGAAGGAUCUUGGGAAGAACUUGCAGAGAUGUUUGAUGGAAUGGGGGCUAGAGAGAGUUAUGACAGUCAUCGUGGAUAAUGCAAGCAAUAAUGAUGGCUGCAUUGUUCACUUGAGAAAGUGCAUGGUUGAGGCCAAAACUAGCAUAGCUGCUGGAAAGUUUUUGCAUAUGAGAUGUGCGGCACAUAUUUUCAACCUUAUUGUACAAGAUGGCCUAAAAGAAGUUGAACUUUCAAUCAAACGUGUCUGAGCUGCUGUGCGAUACAUCAAGAAUGGGACUUCUCGGUUGGUAAAAUUCAAAGAGCUAGCAUUGGAAGAAAAAGUUAAGAGCAAAGCAUUCUUGAACCUAGAUGUAUGCACUCGGUGGAACUCAACUUACAUAAUGUUGAAGGCUGCCAUCACCUACGCGAAGGUGUUUACAAGGUACUGUGAGGAUGACCCAUUGUAUGCGUUGGACUUGUCUGAAGAAAAAGGAGAAUUUGGGUAUCCAGAUGAAAUGGAUUGGGAAAAUGCUAGGAAAAUGGCUGCCUUUCUUGCUCAUUUUUAUGAUCUUACUGUUCGUGUGUCAUCCUCACUUCAUGUCACUUCCAACAACUUUCUUUUCCAGGUUGGCAAUAUACACAUAUUGGUUCAAAAUUGGAUGAGCAGUACAGAUCCUUUGCAAAAAGCUAUGGCAGAGAGGAUGAAAGAAAAGUUUGACAAAUACUGGGGGUCUUGGCAUGAGAAUGAAAAGGUGAAGGAUAAGGGUCCUAUUGUAAAUGAAAGAGGGAAAGGGAAGAAGAAGGAGAAGGAAAAUCUCAACUUGCUCAUUUUUAUUGCUGCAGCUCUUGAUCCAAGGUAUAAGCUUUCUGAUUUCACUAGGCUCACUACUUUGGAAAUAUUUGGUGUUGAGUCUGGAGAGAAGGUGUGGUAUGCUGUCAACAAAUGUGUUCGCGAGUUGUUUGAAGAAUACCGAGUAAGAUUGACUACACCAGAACCAACAACACCAGCCAUUAGCCAAGUAACAAUAGAAGGAGGAGGAGCAAGUAUGAUGAAGGAACUAAUUGCAAGUAGGUUGAGGCAAAAUAAUAGUGGAGGAAGUGCAAGUAGUAAAUCUGAGCUUGAAAAAUACCUUGCUGAAGACUCUGAAGACCCUGACAAAAAAAUUGACAUCCUAGGAUGGUGGAAAGAGAAUUCAUCUAGGUUUCCAAUCUUGGCAAAUAUGGCUCGUGAUAUUCUUGCUAUCCUCAUUACAACUGUGGCUUCUGAGUCUGCCUUUAGCACAAGUGGAUGCAUACUUGAUGACUUUAGGACAUCUCUAACUCCGUUUAUGGUGCAAGCAUUAGUUUGUACGCAAGACUGGCUGAGAAGGUCAACAGAUCCGGUCGACAUCAAGGAGAACUUGGAAGAAUUAGAAGUGCUAGAAAAAGAGUUGAUUGAAGAAUUUGGUGGCAAGGUGAAGGGAAAGCGCAAGUUCAAUGGUGGUGUUGUUGCUUCUUCCAUGGCCAAGUCAAACAAGUGUGCAAGUCGACCAACAAAGUGACAUCCACGUCUACCCAUGGCUGAACUAAAAUCAUGUUGAAUGUAUGUUGUUUUAGUUAUCAUCUUUUGCUUUUGAUUUGUGACUUGAGACUUGAGAAUUGAGAACUGAGAGUGAGAGUGUGAGACCUUAAUGUUUGUUGUUUGCUGCUGAAUUGAAAGCAUGUACUAAACUUGAUUUGUUUCAUGUCAAGUUCUAUGUUGUCAAGUACUAAGUGGUGAUGGUGUUUGCUGCUUGUCGACUCCAUGGGCUGAUCCGCUGAUGUUACUGGAUCUUCUUACUUUCUGGUGUCAAAUAUAAAUGAGUAUGCAUGCAUGGAUCUUGUUGCUGGUGAAGUGGUGAUUAUAUAUAGUGCUAAUUUUCUAUUUAAA